This is a messenger RNA of Pecten maximus, 5427 nucleotides long. Its product is annotated as carboxylesterase 5A-like. Gene Ontology annotation, biological process: presynaptic membrane assembly; neuron cell-cell adhesion; chemical synaptic transmission. The record is from RefSeq and is a predicted model, not a curated record. The coding region runs from base 226 to 1893 and encodes 555 amino acids. The transcript is spliced from 10 exons. Lineage: Eukaryota; Metazoa; Mollusca; Bivalvia; Pectinida; Pectinidae. Gene Ontology annotation, molecular function: neurexin family protein binding; signaling receptor activity. Gene Ontology annotation, cellular component: cell surface; synapse.
GUGUGCUCUGCGAUCAUAACCAAGACAGUGCACAGUACCGGUGGCCCUAGCAAUCUCGCCAGUAUGGCAAUCACAGUGAGGGAAAUACGAAAAUCACGAUAGCAGGAGGCUACAAAUACACACAUUUCAUUUUACUUAAAUGAAACGACGAUGCAGGCGGCCACCAACCUGCGUGUAUGAUCGGCUGGCGAGUGGACCUUACAUGACAGACCACAGGCUCGCGGAAUGAAGUCCCCUGGAAUACCGUUUGUUUUGUGCUUGUCUUGUGUUGUGCUUUGGCACCAUAUCAUAUUUGGAGAGUACCGAGAAUAUGUGACGCGACAGACCCUAUACGGCACGAUCCGGGGGGUCGUUACCAACCGCCUCGUGGGCGAGCACGUGGAACAAUACCUGGGCGUGCCCUUUGCCGCCCCACCCAAACACAGCCUACGGUUUGAGCGUCCUCAGAGGCCUCGUCCAUGGAAAGGUGUCCUGGAUACGCUCGAGCUCCCUCCUGCCUGUCCACAAAUGCACGAUUUCCAAUAUGUCCACCAACAUUAUCCAGACUUUUGGAACGAGGAUGAGGACUGCCUCUACCUCAACAUAUUCGUUCCCUUGAAUACAUCCACAAAUAACCCACUUCCGGUGCUACUGUACAUCCAUGGAGGAUCAAAUGAAGUGGGGAUGGGCGGAAUGUUUGACGGAGAUGUUUUGGCCGGAUUCGGGGACAUCAUAGUCAUCAACUUCAACUACAGACUCGGAGCCUUCGGCUUCUUUGGCGCAAAGGAGGAAGGUUUGGAGGGUAACUAUGGUUUCCUGGACCAGGUGGCAGCCAUGAGAUGGGUCAAUGGCAACGUCCAUUUUUUUGGUGGGGAUCCUAAACGCGUGACGAUUGAUGGUCACAGCGCAGGCGCAGCGGAUGUAGGAUUCCAUUUAAUUUCUCCCCUUACAAAAGGGUUGUUCCAGUAUGCCGUAAUACAAAGUGGAUCACCUUUAGCUUUCUGGGCCAUGGCUAAAUCGUCCUGGAAGAAAGGGUACAAUGUGAAUCUAACGUGCCAGGACUACUGGUGUCCCUCAGGAUCAAACUCUGUUGAUUAUAAACAGUUCCUUAAGGAGCUGCCCAUGAGUCAAAUCAGAUUCAUACCAGGAAGGUUUUGGGCUUUAAUUGGUCGAUCUUUCUUUACAGCUCAAGUGCUUCUGGAUCAGUACGAUAAAAAGGAAGAAUUUUCACAAGAAAUGUUUAAGAAAGUAUUGCAACUUUACAAAUCGGCAUUCCCUAAUGUGUGUGGCCUUACAGAGCUGAUCCUACACGAGUACUCUAACUGGAACUACUUCCGCCGGGAAAAUGAAUCACUCCUCAACUUUAUAGAGAUGGAGAGCGACCUGGUAUUCGUUGCCCCGAUGAUCAACAUGGCUAACAUGAUGGCUGAAUGGACCAGACGCUUGUUUCUAUUUCGAUUUGAGCACACAUCGCAUCUAGCACCAGGGCCAAAAUGGAAGGGUGUUCCGCACGGCCGAGAUUUGUUUUACAUAUUCGGAGCCCCUUUGGUUGGACAUCCCCUUUACACUUACAGCGAGACGGACAAAGAGGCCAGUCGAACCGUGAUGACACUAUGGAGCAACUUCGUAAAACAUGGAUUCCUGACCUUGGACGGAGAAACCCCGUAUCUGAUCUACAACACAUCCACUCGUUCAAUCAAUCGCCUCCUCCUGGACGAGGAGGAACUGAACAUACAGGCCCACCCAAACUUCAAGCCGAGAAAGAUGGCGUUCUGGAACACAUUUCUACCUCUGAUGAACAAGUCAGGCUGCAUAUGUUCUGCCAGUGGCGUGCUAUUAUAUGUAGACAGUGUUCUCCUGGCGGUAUCUUUGUUAUUAGCUGUUUGUUGUACUGGGAGUGGAUUACUAAGUUGAUGGUUCACAUCUGUUCCAAACUGUUAAAUAUUUUUAUAUGUUUCCACAUUCAUAAAAUACCUGAUAUUGAGUUAUCUGAAAAAAUCGAAUGCCACAGGACGCCAAAUGUGCUCCACGUGUGGCCAUCAAACUGCCAGAGACUAGCGUGGAAUGAAAUAAAGCGGUGCGUUCGUCCCGGAAACUGACCAGUUAAGCCCCGGUCUAUCAUUGUCCGAUUGUCUAGCUGUCAUUGUAACGCUAUAUACGGCCCAGACACCAUACCAAUCCAGGAGAGAAAUGGCGCUCCAUCGUGACAUCGCGACGACUUGAUGGCUUGGAUGUUGGGUCGUUAUCCUGGUGUUGGUUGUAUGAUACAUGUACAUGUUACAUGAUUUCAUUCAACAAUUUGUAUCAUGUUUUCGUCAGUGAAAGUAAAAACUAAGACCAUCAGAUAAUUAAAAUAUCAACACGGGAACUGAAAUGUACUGUAAGUUAAAUUUAGGAAGAAGAUUGUGGCCCUAGAAAUCACGAGUAUUAUAUUUUUCGAAGUAUCGGGAUUUAACGUACUGCACUGAAAGUUAAUAAGGAAAAUGAUUAACGUGAUAGACUGACACAAAGUUCCUAUGAGGUGUGAAAUCCAACUUUGACAAUGUAAUGUUUGAUUAGCCAUACAUAACCGUUGAUAUCACUUCACUUUAAAGCUCAGUUAAGUUUACAUUUAAUAAUGUUUUGUUGACUUGUAUUAUAAAUAUAUUUAGUCAUACAGAUAUUUUUGCGCAAAGUGUGCUUACCAGUAUCAAUUGACCAAGCCAAUAAGCUUUUAGCUAUUAUCAUUGUUAUAAUAGUAUUAACAUCGUGACAAUAUUCGUUUUGUUCCUUUUCGUGCAGAUCAAGUUCUUCUCAGUCAGUAAUGUAAUAACCAUGCUAAUUGUACACCACGGCCUUCUUCCUGUCACCUUCCCUGUAAUAUGUUUCGUCAGUGUUUGUGAAAUCAUAACCGAACAUUAACGACGAUGUAUCUGUGUUGAGAACUCCUAAAUUUAAUUGUGUUACUACUGUUUAAUAUAUAUUACAUAUACGAUUUUAUAUAAUUUUUAUUUCAUGCAUUUUGAGUAAAUAUGUUAUGCUUUCUGUACAUUACGCCGAACAAAUUUCAGCAGCUCUGAUUGGUUGAUGGUUUCAGUACGACAUCGUAUUUGAUCCUACCACCGGUCUGUUUGAGGGAUUAGGUGGCUUCACUUUUCCCCAAUUGAACACUUGACGUAUCAUGUCCUGUUCGUCCGUCUGUCACACUCCUUGUCACCGGGCUCAUUUCCUACUGAUUUCGGGGAAACAUCACGGGUAUGUUUGCUUCAAACAUUCCUUUGAUAAUUGAUACAAAACAAUUGCAAUACCAGUCAAAGAUCAAAGUUAUUGUCAUCAAAAAGUAGAAUACACUGCCACCCGUCCUAUGUUAAAACAACCUGUCUUCCUUAAAAGUAAUUUGGACAAAUUCAACUAAAGUUCGACAGGGUCAAUAUGGAUUUCACUUAAAUGGUUGGCAAACACAGAGACCUAUAUACAGGUCUCUGGCAAAAACCAUAUUUUCAGAAAAUUACUAUAAAAAUAUGUUGUAAUAUUUUCUUCUGUAGAAUUUCUGAUAGAUUCUGGUGAAAACCUUCUGUAGGAUUUCUGAUAUGGUGAAAACCUUCUGUAGGAUUUCUGAUCGAUUCUGGUGAAAACCUUCUGUAGGAUUUCUGAUCGAUUCUGGUGAAAACCUUCUGUAGGAUUUCUGAUCGAUUCUGGUGAAAACCUUCUGUAGGAUUUCUGAUCGAUUCUGGUGAAAACCUGUAGGAUUUCUGAUGGAUUCUGGUGAAAACCUUCUGUAGGAUUUCUGAUAGAUUCUGGUGAAAACCUUCUGUAGGAUUUCUGAUAGAUUCUGGUGAAAACCUUCUGUAGGAUUUCUGAUAGAUUCUGGUGAAAACCUUCUGUAGGAUUUCUGAUAGAUUCUGGUGAAAAACUUCUGUAUGAAAAACAAUUAUGUGACGUAUUAUAAGACAAAUUUUCAUGAAACUUCAUACACGUAUAAUUAGACCGCUGUCGUUGUUAUCAGUGUCAAGGACUAAUCGUAUAAUCAGAUCAGUCCCUAGACCAGACAGGGCUAUUGGGAGCCUUAUCCACAGGUUUUUGUUGUGGCUGUUUUGUAUUGUGUGUUUACAUAUUGUUUGUUAAGACCGAUUUUUACAGGAUAGAAUCAUCUUGAAGUAUACAGUCAUUUUUUAUGUUGUUAUGUCUUUCGAUAUAAUGUGUAUAUCUUUAGUCGAUAAGUUGUAAGAAAAAGCCCAUUUUCUGUUUUCGGGUGUUUUUUUUUACCUAACUUCCUCACCUAUAUCAGAUAUAGUCACAUUGUAAAUAUGCAUGUUUUAUCUAUAUAUUUAUCCGUGUUACUCAUUAUAAUAGUAAUGUAAAAGUUAAAAGAUAGAUGUUGUCUUAGACUGGUUAAUCGCUUAGAUACUUGUUAUUUAAUGUCUUAAGCUAAGAAUUGUCAACCAAUACAGCAAUAUCUGUCCUUGGUAAGCCAUUUAUCGUAAAUUGGUUUUAAGAAAAAUUCAAACUGCGAUCUUUUGUCAGAAAUACCUCGCGUGAAACACAUCGAUGUUGCAUAGGAUAUGACAAAGAUGCAGUUGGCUAGUAUGAUGUCGCAGGUGCAUUAAAAGACCCUGUCCUUAUAACCUGAGGGCACAAAAUAGCGUAACAAUCGAGGUUCUAUAUAUGGUACAUAUUCUGUCAUAUAAGAAAUAAUCUGAGAUUAUCAUCACAUUCUUCCAUUUAUUUUUCAACCGACUGGAAGUCCGCCAUAUUGCCGAUGUUGUUACAUAAUAAUGCCCCAUUUGCCACAGAUAUGCGACGUUAUAUUGACGAAUAUGUAACACAGAUGUAGAAAGAAUUAAUAUCACAGAAUCAACCUUACUUCAUGUUGGUGUUCAUAUACGUUCUCUACAUAAUUAGACAGCAUGUAAAUCAAGUAGAUUUGGUAAUUUAGAACAUAUCGGUAUCAAUAUUCUAAAAUGAUAUUUGUGUGGAUUUAUUUAUAUCUUAUAUGUUUAAUUUGGCAAAGCAUCCGAUCAUUGUGAUGGGGAGGUGCUUUACUCUGUACCUGGAUUGAAUAGGUUACAAGAACAUAGCAGGCAAAAACUAGUUCAGAAAUUACCAAGGUAAGCACGUGAAUAAAUUCCUCGGUACUAGUCAACUUUCAAUACAGAAAUCGUACACAAAAGGCGUAUUCAUUUUAACGUAGUAUUAUGUAUAUGAAUUCAAACUGAAACUGUCGAUGCUGAAAUCUAAUAGUUGAUACCGAAUCAAAUACCAUAUCUUGUAUUUGUUUAACAGUAGUAAAACAGCAGGGAUGUAUUAUCUACAGCUAGAUGUUCCAUUCGUAUCAGGAUAUUGUUGUUACGUGUAUGUCUUGUAUAAAACUGGAAAAUGCAUGCAUUCUAUUUGGUUACAAUAUGUGUAAAUGUGUAAUCACAUAUGCUUCUUGUAGAAAUAAAGAAUAAUAAAAUACUUUUCCUCCAA